AUGGGGUCACUUCUUAUCAAGCCGGUUCAGAGAGUAAUGAAGUACCCUUUGCUACUUGGAGAGUUGUGGCAGGCCACACCCAAUGACCAUCCAGAUAAUCGGCCACUCCUGGAAGCUCUCACCGCCACUAAGAUCAUCAAUGUUAACAUCAACGAGUUCAAGAGGCGGAAGGACAUAGUCAUGAAGUAUAAGCGGACAGAGGAUGAGGGGAACCUGAGAGGAAAACUGAACAAGUUCAACAUCCAUUCUAUUCGGAAGAAGGGCGACAGACUCACUGGCUAUCUCAAGAUACUGACUGGAGUUGAACCACAGGUGAGGGAUGAGGCAUUUGACAAAGCGGAGAAGCUCUUCAGAAGUCUGGAGAAAGCAGUGAGACAGCUGGUCAAGAAUGUUUCCUGUUACCUGCAGCACACCCAGGAGAUGGUGUCUGUAGCCAUCCAGAACGUCCAGGACCUGGAGAACAUUAUUAAGGAUCCAAACAAAAUUGACACAAAUGGUUCACUGCACAAUAAGAACAACGACCCAUAUAAGCACUUUGUAAGUGUGAUGCUUGGUUGUAAUAAGCAGUAA
Lampris incognitus (smalleye Pacific opah) is the source of this 570-nucleotide messenger RNA. RefSeq names its product rho guanine nucleotide exchange factor 38-like. The record is from RefSeq and is a predicted model, not a curated record. The transcript is spliced from 4 exons. Gene Ontology annotation, molecular function: guanyl-nucleotide exchange factor activity. Gene Ontology annotation, biological process: intracellular signal transduction. Bases 1 to 570 code for a protein of 189 amino acids. Lineage: Eukaryota; Metazoa; Chordata; Actinopteri; Lampriformes; Lampridae.